CACCACCAUGAAUGCUGUAAAUGUUGUGCAACUGUUCAUUCUGGUUUGGACCUUUACUGCUGUCUGUCAAGCUGAUGAUGGUUUCGUCAGUGCAAGCUGUGAUGAUGUGACUGGAUCUGUGGAGAAAGAAGUAACUCUCACCUGUAGCAUCUCUCAGCAGUACACUGAUUGCUGCAUUGUGAUGUAUAUGUUUCAAUACCCUGGGAUAAAUGACACCUUAAUCUGUGCACAAGAGCUUCCUUACAACCCCUGUGAUCAGAGUAACAGCUUCUCAUGCCGCUACACUCCAACUACAGCAAGGAAGGAAAAUAUAGUAUUCUUUGUGCAAACAAUGUGUGGAAUGAAAAGAACAGAAUUCACUGUUAACACAACAGGGCUCAUUAAACCUGAAAUUGUCACUGAAGCUCCUGCUCCUGGCAAGAAAGAUUUCAUUGUAAGCUGUGAGAAUGUGACUGGUUCUGUGGGGAAAGAAGUAACUCUCACCUGCAGCAUCUCUCUGCAGCGCACUGAAUGCUGCGUUACAAAGUAUAAGUUUCAAUACCCUGAGAGCUUUAAUGACUCCGCAGUCUGUCAAGAUUUUCCUGUGAACCCCUGUGAACAGAGGAAAAGCUUCACAUGCCGCUACACUUCAACUACAGCAAUGACAGAAAAAUUCACAUUCUUUGUGCAAGCUUCCUGUGGAUGGAAGAAACCCGAAUUCACUGUUGACACAACAGUUUACUUAGGACGUAUGAACCCAGAAAACCCAUCAGGAUCCUCUCCACCAGAGACAGCAGCAGGAUUCAAGGAUACUGUCAUCACUGUGCUUGUGAGUGGUUUCCUCAUCAUCCUCAUCAUCGUCAUCAUCAUGACAAUAAUUUACAAAACAAAACCAAACUUCACCAAACUUCCUGGAUCCCAGAACAGGAUGUGUCUGGUUGUCAAACAUGAUGAGGACAGAAGCGUUCAUCCAGAAGAUGUGAUAUAAUAGCACUGACUCAGCAG
Messenger RNA from Sinocyclocheilus anshuiensis, 984 nucleotides. RefSeq lists its product as uncharacterized. The transcript has 6 exons. The record is from RefSeq and is a predicted model, not a curated record. Bases 8 to 967 code for a protein of 319 amino acids. Lineage: Eukaryota; Metazoa; Chordata; Actinopteri; Cypriniformes; Cyprinidae.